AAAACGCCACCCAGCGCGCAGUCUCCCAGAUCCCAGUGGCGAACAUAUAAGCACGUGCACUCGCAGCAUCCCCUUUCACCCGUUCAGACGUCAUCGAACCGACCGGUAGUGCUUCUCACUUCUCCCCUAAGAACUAGCGACAUUCAUAGAACAGCCACAUCCUGCGAUGCCCCCGAGUAGUACCCGCCACCUGGGGCCAAGGGGUGAAGGACACUGGCCUUGAAACUUGAUUCGGGCCAUGGUUUGCAACACACAUUUGUUUUGCAUUGAUGGUUCAUCAUAUGAUAGACUAAUAUUGUCUGAUUAGAAUAAACCAGGUGGUUGGUUUGAUUGUUGUCAUUUGAGUAGAUAGACAAAUAAAAGUUAGUUGUAAACUAUUUAACGGAUGAAAAAUUAAAAUAUUUAUUAACCGUACAGUGAAGCUUUUCGGUAAUAGACAUACAUAGUUAACAGGUGUAGAUUAUCGGAAAUAAAAAUAAAAAAUUGACUGAUAUUACUUCCGUGUCUAAUGCUCAAAGGUAAGACUUUAUUCGUUUCGAGGAUUGGACAAACUAUUGUGAAUGGAAAUUUUUGAGGCAACUUGAUAUGAUUUAGAAUUUAUCGUAGAAGCAACUCGAAAAUGGCACUGGAAAUACGAAUUUAUCAACAAGGACUUUUUCUCAUACUCUUUUUUGGAUUUGUCAGAAAUGUUACCUCAACGCAACAGUCAACAGCCGUGGAGCCGACGUUUGCCGAGCCAAUACCAAAUAUUACCGUUACAGCGGGAAGAAAUGUGAGCUUACCAUGUGUUGUAGACAAUCUACAAAAUUAUAGGGUCGCUUGGAUACACAAAAACCGAUACACACUCCUUACCUUACAAAACCGAGUGAUCACCCGGAGCUCGAGGUACAAGGUAAGCCACAACAGUCACCGAACAUGGUGGCUGCACAUUACUAACGUUCAAGAACGAGAUAGGGGAGAAUACAUGUGUCAAAUCAAUACUGUGAAGAUGAUGAAGCAAGUUGGAUACCUAGAAGUCGUCGUCCCCCCUUAUCUAGACGAAGAGCUUACAAGUUCCGAUACGGAUGUACGAGAGGGUACUGACGUCAGCCUGCGAUGCGUUGCUAAAGGCUCACCGGAACCGGAUGUCACUUGGCGCAGGGAGGACGGCCAGGAAAUUUCCAUCGGCAAGAGCAAAGUGACUAAUGUCAGAGGCAGUUAUCUGAACAUCACCAAAGUGAGCCGACUUCACAUGGGUGCUUACCUCUGCAUUGCAUCCAACGGAGUCGCCCCGUCUUUGAGCAAGAGGAUUUUACUUGGAGUCAGCUUUACUCCAAUGAUAUGGAUCCCAAAUCAACUUGUUGGAGCGCCUAUUGCCACCGACAUUUUGCUCCAGUGCAACCUGGAAUCUCACCCUCGGUCAGUCACCUACUGGAUAAGAGAAGGCGGUAUAAUGGUUCUCACCAAUGUGAAAUACAAGAUUGAGGUGCAGCCAACAGUGCUUUACAAAGUACAACUGAAGUUAUACAUUCAUAACCUGGAGCCAGAGGAUUAUGGUUCAUAUACUUGCGUUGCCAAAAAUUCGCUUGGAGAGACUGAGGGUACAAUCAGACUGUAUGAAAUUCCUCCACCAUCGUCGAUUGUGAAUGCGCAAGGGGAGGAUAUUUUUCAUUCCAAGUCGGAAAAAUUGCGAAAUGGACAUCAGCAGAAUUCUUACAAGAAGCACGAAGAAAAAGACUAUUCAUCUCAAGAUCCUUCAGAUCACCAUUCAAGCUUCCAACCAAAAGAAGAAUUUUCACAAAUUUUAAAGACAAAAGAUGUUGAAAAUAAUUUAGCAAGAAGAAACACACAUUCUCGACUGCACUGUCUGUCCAGUAUGCUCUUCUUGGUGAUGCUGUAUCUUCAUCAAAAUUUUGUACUCAACAUAUCUUGACUUUGCAAAGAAUUGCCACUUUUGGGGUACAAAAAAACCCAAUGUUUGGUCGAAGAUGAGAACUGAAACAGACACGGAAUGCAUUCUUCAUGUCAUUUAGUAGCGUAAAUUAUAUGAAAACAUUUACUUUGGAUCGAAUGUAGAGAAUAAUAAAAAAAACAUUUAAAAUUUAAUUAUUAUCAUAUUUAAAAUUGUACUUAAUAGAUUGUUGAACAUCUUCGUAAAUCAUAGUUAUAAGUCAUUAUUA
Argiope bruennichi is the source of this 2159-nucleotide messenger RNA. Its product is annotated as neurotrimin-like. Bases 620 to 1912 code for a protein of 430 amino acids. The transcript is spliced from 9 exons. The record is from RefSeq and is a predicted model, not a curated record. Lineage: Eukaryota; Metazoa; Arthropoda; Arachnida; Araneae; Araneidae. Gene Ontology annotation, cellular component: neuron projection.